AUGGCUGACGAGGCCGCCAUCCGCGCUGAAUAUGAACGGCUACUCGUCGCACAGCAGUCUGCCUUUGACGCUCAACAAGCCAUCGCCGCCGCCUUCGGUCCCGCCAGCAUGCCCUUCGCUUAUGCUCCGUCUCGCGGGCGAGGUCGUGGGCGCGGCCGUGGACGAGGUGCGCCAGCAGCGCAGGGACGGCAGUUCCGCAACGCGACUUGGGUGGCGCCAGGACUCGCCGACACGAGCACUGCUAGCGUGACUGCCGACACGCCGACGCCUCCUUCUGCGCCCGUUCCAGCCGCGCCAGUUCCCACUCGGCCGUAUACUCCGUCGGCGGCGGGGAGAGGAGGGUACCGCAACCAGACGCUCGUCCUGAACGCUGGCUCAUCCGCAUCAACAGCAUCUCGCCCGUCCUCGGCGGCUUCGACGCUCUCGGCAACGACCACGACGACGAGCGGACGAACCACACCCGUUGCGCAGGCGAUCGAGAAGAUGGACGUCGGCGAGUCUUUCACGCCCGCGAAGGGAAAGGGCAAAGCGGCGGCUCUCCCAACUCAGGGCGCUCGAGAAGUCGUCAUUGACGGCGUAGUCUUCGUUGCGGACACGCGAGGGAACAAGCUGGUUCGCAAGUCGGACGUCGCAUCCACCGCAUCUUCAGCUACAGCAUCCACAUCGACUACGCCGACUGUCGCAUCGCCGCCUUCACCUUCGCUUUCGACGCCUAAGCGGACCUCGCAUCUCGGCACAACCUACAUCCGCACCAAGUCGGGCAACCUCGUCUCGCUCGCCUUCGCACGACGGAAGAAGGAGCUUGCCGAGCAGAAGAAGCAGGAGAUGGACGAGAAACGGAAGAGGCUCGAUAGCCUCGUCGGGAUCGUCAAGGGCGUGCAAGGAGCGAGGAAUGCCGCGGGCGGAGCACGAGCUCGCGGAAGAGGACGAGGACGAGGUGCCUUCGCGUCGUCAACUCGCAGACCUGCACCGCCAAAAUCCGACAAGCUGUGCCGCUUCUUCCAGCGAACAGGCCAAUGCUCUCGAGCACAUACCUGUCCUUACGUUCACGACUCGCACAAGAUCGCCAUCUGCCCUCUCUUCCUCCGCUCUUCCUGCCCACGACUCGCCUCGACAUGCCCUCUCUCGCAUUCUCCGAACGCUCACCGCUCGCCUCACUGCCUCCACUUCCCCAACUGCACACGCGGCUCGACCUGCCCUUACGCCCACGUCAAGGUCUCGUCCGAUGCGCCCGUCUGCCGCGACUUUGUCGAGCUCGGAUGGUGCGAGAAGGGCGAGGAGUGUGACAAGCGGCAUGUGCGUGAAUGUUGGAGGUUUGCAGAGACGGGCAAGUGCGAGGUGAAGGGUUGUCGCGAGCCUCACGUACUGCGGCGGGUGCAUACGGCUUCCGAAGACGAGGGAGAUGCGCAGGGUGGUGAGGAAGACGAGGACGCAGCCGAGGAAGAGGAGGAUGCCAUCGAGCGAAAUGAGGCGGAGCAGGUGUUUGGCGCGGCAGGCUCGAAGCGACCUCGCCGCGAAUCGACCGACACGGCCUUUCCUUCGACUGCACCUCUCGGCAUCUCCGGCGCGGCUGGUCGCCGACUCAUCAAGAAGCUCAAGAAACGCGACAGCGAAGGCGGGUUCUCGCAGCAGCACGACUUCGUUCAGCUCAUGGUGCCGCUGUCAGACGAGGAGGAAGGUGGCGAGGUGGAGGAGGACGAGGAGAUGAGCGUUGAGUCGGACGACCUGGAGACCGAUGAAGACGACCAGGUGGACGAGGAAGAGGAGGACGAGGCCCAGGCUACUGACGCUUCAGCAGGUGCUGCCGGGGACGCUUCCUUGCCUGACGCGCAGCCGACUUCCGCUGCGGUCCAUUCAGAGCCUGCCACGGCUGGAGACGACUACGUCGAGUUCGACUACGGGGAUGACGACCCCGCAGCCUCUGAUCCGGAUGAGGAGGACGACGAGACCGUUGAGCAGCUUCUGCGCCGAUGA
Messenger RNA from Rhodotorula toruloides NP11, 1974 nucleotides. RefSeq names its product CCCH finger DNA binding protein. The record is from RefSeq and is a predicted model, not a curated record. Gene Ontology annotation, cellular component: nucleus. NCBI's taxonomy places the organism in Eukaryota, Fungi, Basidiomycota, Microbotryomycetes, Sporidiobolales, Sporidiobolaceae. Bases 1 to 1974 code for a protein of 657 amino acids. The transcript is spliced from 5 exons. Gene Ontology annotation, molecular function: metal ion binding.